Messenger RNA from Knipowitschia caucasica, 528 nucleotides. The record is from the annotation of a GenBank genome assembly. Lineage: Eukaryota; Metazoa; Chordata; Actinopteri; Gobiiformes; Gobiidae.
AUGAGGAUGAUACGAGCUUCGAUCCUGUUUUUAUUCAUGGUUUUUACUUCUGCUCAAAGAGAAAAGAAGUUCCACAAACCAGUGCUGGACACACGCAAUGAAGCAGCAGAGCGGGCGAGCAGAGGCUGUACCAACCUCACUGUGGUUCUGGACAACUGGAAAUACGCCAUCGUGACCCAAGUGAAAGAUCUGCUCCUCAAUGACCACCGCACUGUUCUGCCGGAUUACGGACGUAUCCAGCCUCUUUCAGACGCUCUGGGAGACUUGUACAAAGAGUUCAACGCCCUCAAAGAUCGUCUGUCUGAUCUCACCUCAAAGUUUCAUUCUGUGGAGGGUUUCGUGGACGAGUUGAGGAGUGGUCGCAAGCCUUCCACUUCCCCCAGAGGAGACCCACCAGCCCCGGGAGGCGAGGCUGGAGGAGAGGCCCAGUCCCCAGGCAUCGACUCAGGCUUCAGACGAGGCCGGAGGACCAGGGUGGUGGUGCGCAGAGUCCAGAGACCAGUGAGCAGUGAACCAGGGAGAGUUUGA